AUGGACAAAUUGAAUCCUGCCAAGGUCGUCAACCUCCGUGUCUCGGGCCCCGUCGACAUCUCGCGAUUCUGCGCCCUUCAGCACCUCUUGGUUUCGCACGGCGCGCUGGAUUGCUCCAAGCUCCGUCGCUGUCAUGACCUGCGCAGUGUCAGCUUCAACCGACAAGUUUCCGAUCUUGACAUGGAAACCAUUGUGCAGUGGCUCACCACGUCCCGGGUCUUGAAGAGCAUCUACGCGGGGACCGUCGGCAACCUUGGGUUUGAGGCCAUUGCGCGGACACUGCCGGUAUGGAUUGCCCACGGUCUAGAAGAGCUUGGCCUGGGGCAUCCUUGGAACUUGCGUCCGAUUCCAUCGAGCAAGCAGCGCCUCUUGCUCUUGGCCGACGCCUUGGCCACGAAGCGCGACCAUCGAAAGACGCUCAAGGUCUACGUGGAUCUGGGCAAGCGCGCAUUGGACUCUGAAGAAAUCUCGUCGCCGUUGGUGCAUCAAGCAACGUUCACCUAG
Molecule: messenger RNA, 504 nt
Organism: Saprolegnia parasitica CBS 223.65
Lineage: Eukaryota; Oomycota; Saprolegniomycetes; Saprolegniales; Saprolegniaceae
Exons: 1
Coding region: 1-504 (167 amino acids)
Source: RefSeq, a predicted model, not a curated record